This is a messenger RNA of Dromiciops gliroides (monito del monte), 1857 nucleotides long. RefSeq names its product tRNA methyltransferase 10C, mitochondrial RNase P subunit (gene TRMT10C). Gene Ontology annotation, cellular component: nucleus; mitochondrion; nucleoplasm. Gene Ontology annotation, molecular function: tRNA binding. The coding region runs from base 294 to 1553 and encodes 419 amino acids. The record is from RefSeq and is a predicted model, not a curated record. Gene Ontology annotation, biological process: positive regulation of mitochondrial translation; mitochondrial tRNA 5'-end processing. NCBI's taxonomy places the organism in Eukaryota, Metazoa, Chordata, Mammalia, Microbiotheria, Microbiotheriidae. The transcript is spliced from 3 exons.
UACGUGACCUCCAGGCGGUUUCCUGGACUGAUGGGGAAGAGUUCACCACCUUGUGUCUGAGGCUGAGUAGAGACUGUCGGCUUCUUCGGUCUCGAAAUCCAGUGUGGCUCACCACCAAGAAAACUACACACGUGGUUGGAGUUUGGGGGCUUUAUGAAAGAUGGCCUGAUGAUACCGUUAAAGUAAUAUGUAUUGUGCUUUUCGGAUUUCCAUCCCUUAAUGGAAAGGGCUUACAAGUCAAUAAAGAGGACUGCACCCCGAGUCACAACCCUUUGCUGGGUCUCCCCUACAAAAUGAAUACCUGUUUCAAGGUUUUAAGACACUUCACCAGGCAAUCUGUUCUGCCAUUUGUUCCUCCUAAGAAAGGAGCAGGUUUAUAUUUUACCAUUCUACACAAACAUCUGUCUUCUAGAACACCUGUUUUGUCUUAUCCUAAUAAGGAGAAUGUCCCACCUAUUGAGAAGAUAGAUUUGGAUGAGUGGAAAAAUACAAUGAAAUCUAGUUUGCCAGAGGAAACAAGUACUUUUACAACCUCAGAUGAUUCUCUAACAGCGACUAGAGAGUGGAUUGAGAUGUGUAGAUUACUUAACAGAGAAGUGCCAGAACAUAUUAGUGAUGAGGAUCUCAAAAUGAUCGCAGAAUGUCCCAGCAAAAAGUCCAAAAAGAAAAGGCUCAAAUUUUUAUAUGUCAAGGAAAUCCAUAAAAAAGCUAAGAAAGAAAAACAGGAAAGGAAAAGAGCAGAAAAGGAUGAAAUUAAAAAGCAAAAACAACUUGGAAAUGCCGAAGAAUCUGAAAGUACAGAGCUGAAGAACGUUUAUUUAUUGCCAAUUCAGGAUAAAGCUUUUAAAACUGCAUGGGAUUGGAGAAAUGCUCAAGCAAUGAUGUUUGGCCAGCCUUUAAUUUUUGACAUGUCUUAUGAUAAUUUCAUGCCUGCAAGAGAUUUGAAGAACACUGUGAACCAACUCUUAGAAAGUGAAGGAGCCAAUCGAAAAAAUAUAGAUCCGUUCCAUAUAUUUUUUUGCAAUCUCAAAGUUGGUGGUGACUAUCACAAGGAAUUGCUUAAUCGUUAUAAAGAGAAAUGGGACAAUUUGCUUUUGACAACAACAGAAAAGUCACCUGUAGAUAUAUUCCCAAGAGAAAAUCUUAUCUAUUUGACUGCUGAUGCUCCCAAAGUUAUGACUACUUUUAGACAUGACAAAAUUUAUAUAAUUGGAUCUUUUGUUGACAGGUGUUCACAACCCCGAGUGUCCUAUGCAAAUGCAAAACGACUGAAUUUAGCAAGUGAACGUCUUCCAUUGGACCAAUAUCUUCACUGGCAAAUUGGAAAUAAAAACCUUACAUUAGACCAAAUGAUGCGUAUAUUAUUAACUCUGAAGAAUACUGGUGAUUGGGAAGAAGCGCUGAAGUUUGUUCCAAGGAGAAAGCAUAGUGGUUAUCAUUCUGUUUCCAUUGAUUCCAAGAAUUUUGUCAAGGAGUCAGAGAUUAAGAAAUCCUUUCGAAAACAAUCUUCAAAUGCAUGGAGCAGGGAAUUAUGGUGGUGUAAGGAUGACUAAUACAAUCUUAUAAGGAGUACUAGAAUGUUUAAAUGAUCAUUAACUUGAAUUGUAUGUUUUCAUUAGAAUGUUGAUUGGAACUCCUGUUCAUCUCUUUAAGGUAUCUCUUCCAUGUUACAGGUGUGUUAGUUAUUCUGCUAAUUUAUCAUGUAGUGCUACAGUUUCCUGGAAGAUGCUUUAGAGAGCCUGAUUCCUAAGUAAAACUAAACUAUCAUCAUUUGUACAGAACAAUAAAUUGUGACAUUAUUAAAUGUGGUCUUUCUCUCAGAUGAUUCAAUUCCCACACUUAUUAGAUAUUUUUAAU